This is a messenger RNA of Mus pahari (shrew mouse), 423 nucleotides long. RefSeq lists its product as uncharacterized. The transcript is spliced from 5 exons. Lineage: Eukaryota; Metazoa; Chordata; Mammalia; Rodentia; Muridae. The record is from RefSeq and is a predicted model, not a curated record. The annotation marks the transcript as partial.
AUGACUAUUUCAAAACAAAUUGUUGAAGUGUUACAAAGGCAGAAGGAAUCACAGGCCUUUAUGCAUGCAUUCUUACACCCAGAGACCGGCCUCAACCUUGUUGAGCUCUGCAGCCCUGGGUGUGAAGAUCAAUUGGGAGAGAGACAGAGAGAGAGAGAGAGAGAGAGAGAGAGAGAGAGAGAGAGAGAGAAUGAACAUGAAAAAGAAAGAGAGAGAGAAAGAGAGAAGGGAGGGAGGGAGGAAGGAAAGAAGGAAGGAAGGAAGGAGAGAAAGAAAGAAAGAAAGAAAGAAAGAAAGAAAGAAAGAAAGAAAGAAAGAAAGAAAGAAAGAGAAGGAAGGAAAGAAAGAAAGAAAGAGAGAGAAAGAAAGAGAGAGAGAAAGAAGGAAAGAAGAAAAGAAAGAGAGAAAGAAAGAAAGAAAGAA